Molecule: messenger RNA, 3558 nt
Organism: Saccharomyces eubayanus
Lineage: Eukaryota; Fungi; Ascomycota; Saccharomycetes; Saccharomycetales; Saccharomycetaceae
Gene: INP52
Product: phosphatidylinositol-3-/phosphoinositide 5-phosphatase INP52
Exons: 1
Coding region: 1-3558 (1185 amino acids)
Biological process (GO): phosphatidylinositol dephosphorylation
Cellular component (GO): cytoplasm; membrane
Molecular function (GO): phosphatidylinositol-4,5-bisphosphate 5-phosphatase activity; phosphatidylinositol-3,5-bisphosphate 5-phosphatase activity
Source: RefSeq, a predicted model, not a curated record
AUGAAAAUACUCAUAUCCAAACAACAAGGUAGAAGUAUAGCGAUAGUUUCAGAAUCGUAUGGAUUAUUAUUUAGACCAAUUGGUGAUAAAAUCUCCCGAAAAUCUACAUGUGCCGUGGAAUUCAUACCGAAAGCUGACUUGAGCAGUCAUGGUUUCCAAAGACUCUCCAGCCAUGAAAUAUUCGGGUUCAUUGGUCUUAUUGAACUUGAAGGUCUUAUAUUUAUAGCGACUAUUACCGGGAAAUCUAAAACGGCCCAACCGAUUCCUAAUAAGACCGUCAACAAAAUAUAUGCUGUGGACUUUUUUUGUUUAAACAAUUCCAAAUGGGAUUUCCAGGACAUUGAUUCUUCUGGCUAUCCAAUUAUGACCAACGAUGGAGAUUUUGAACCACGCUCACGUACCAAUGCCUCCAUACGGUCAUCUAGAUCAUCGCUGCAUUCUUCUUCCUCGAGUAGCUUGAACCGCCAAGAUCAAGUUCCUAAGCAUCCAUGCUACGAAUUGAGAAAACUACUGUCGAAUGGUUCCUUUUAUUAUAGCACAGAUUUCGACCUGACUUGUACGUUGCAGAAACGUGGAUUCACUGAACAUUCUUUGAGUUUUGAUGAUUUCGAUAGGGAGUUUAUGUGGAACUCGUUUCUCAUGGAUGAUAUUAUCACAUACAGAGAUAGGUUAGAUGUGAUAACUAAGCAACUCUUGGACGAACAAGGAUUCCUCACAACGGUAAUCCGAGGAUUUGCCGAAACAGUUUUCAGCUACAUCAAUAAGUUAAAAGUGGGGCUUACUAUCAUUUCAAGACAAAGUUGGAAAAGGGCAGGUACGAGAUUCAAUGCACGUGGUAUAGAUGACGAAGGCUACGUAGCGAAUUUCGUUGAAACCGAAAUGAUUAUGUAUUCUUCUCAGUAUUGUUAUGCUUUCACACAGAUAAGAGGAAGCGUCCCAGUUUUUUGGGAACAAGACACAUCAUUGAUAAGUCCAAAGAUUCAAAUUACUAGAUCCAUAGAGGCUACUCAACCCACGUUUGAUGAACACUUUAUGAGAUUAUUCAGAAAAUACGGGCCUGUUCAUAUAAUCAAUUUAUUAUCAUCGAAGUCCUCGGAGCUUCAAUUAUCGAGGAGGUAUAGGGAGCAUUUGAAGAACUCUGAUAAGAUGAAAAUUGGAAGAGAUGUGUUCUUAACGGAUUUUGACUUCCAUAGAGAAAUUUAUCAAGAUGGGUUCUCAGCGGCAAAAAAGAUUAUCCCCAAAAUAAAAGACUCAAUCAUGGCUGCAGGCUAUUUUUCGUACGACGUGAAAGAAGGGCGAUUGAUAUCUGAACAGGAUGGUAUCUUCAGAACUAACUGUUUGGAUUGUUUAGAUAGAACCAAUCUGAUUCAGCAGACAAUCUCUUUAUCAGCAUUCAGAUUAUUUUUGGAAGAUUUUAGAUUAAUUAGGCCCAAUAUUCUCACAAACUUUAGCGAAUUCGUGCAAAAGGAGAACGUUUUAUGGGCUGAUCAUGGAGAUCAGAUAUCACAGAUUUACACCGGUACAAACGCUCUAAAAUCUUCCUAUUCCAGAAAAGGUAAAAUGUCUCUAUCUGGUGCUCUUUCAGACGCCACAAAGUCCGUCAGUAGAAUGUACAUUAAUAAUUUUGUGGACAAAGGAAAGCAGCAAAAUAUUGACACGCUUUUGGGGAGGUUACCGCAUCAACAAGCUGUCGAACUGUAUGAUCCAAUUUGUGAGUAUGUUAAUGAAAGGCUAUUGGAACUAGAAGACGAAUUCACCACUUGUUCUAAUGUAAAUCUGCUUAUUGGUACAUUUAAUGUCAAUGGUAACUCUAGAAGAGCGGACUUAUCAGAGUGGUUAUUUCCAAUCGGCGACAAAUUCAAGCCAGACAUUGUCGUGCUAGGGUUGCAAGAGGUUAUCGAAUUGACUGCAGGAUCUAUCUUAAAUGCGGAUUAUACGAAAAGCUCUUUUUGGGAAACUAUGGUUACCGACUGUUUAAACCAAUACGAAGAAAAGUAUCUUCUACUUAGAGUGGAACAAAUGUCCUCUCUCUUGAUAUUGUUCUUUGUAAAAUCUGAUAAGGCCCAUAACGUGAAACAAGUAGGGGGAUCUACUAAAAAGACAGGUUUCGGCGGCAUCACUGGUAACAAAGGUGCGGUGGCUAUUAGAUUUGAUUACGGGGCAACGUCUUUCUGUUUCGUCAAUACCCAUUUAUCAGCAGGUGCAAAUAACAUUGACGAACGUCGUCAUGACUACAACAAUAUUUACAGGAAUAUAACAUUUCCAAGGUCUAAAACGAUACCUCAUCACGAUUCAUUGUUUUGGUUAGGUGAUUUAAAUUACAGAAUAACCUUAGUAAACGAUGAAGUAAGAAGGGAACUGAGGACUCAGGAAGAUGGCUAUAUUGGCAAAUUACUUCAAUAUGAUCAACUAACUCAAGAAAUAAACGAAGGUGUAGUAUUUCAAGAGUUUAAAGAACCAACCGUUCAAUUUCGCCCUACCUAUAAAUAUGAUUAUGGAACUGAUAAUUACGAUACUUCUGAAAAGGCAAGAACGCCAUCCUGGACUGAUAGGAUUAUCUAUAAAGGUCAGAACCUGCAUCCAUUAGCAUAUUCAGACGCACCUUUGAGAAUAAGCGAUCAUAAACCAGUUUAUGCUGCGUAUAGAGCAGACGUGAAUUUCAUCAAUGAGGAUAAAAAACGUGAUCUAGUUGAGAAAUUAUAUGCGGAAUACAAAAAGACAUAUCCCGAAGGAUCAAUAAAGGAUUUUAAAAAAUCACAUAAUAUAAAAGCUGAGAUUCAAAAGAAAAGCAUACCUUUGGACGUAACUGUUCAAUCAGCUGGUAUAAAACUAAUUGACCUCGAUGACACAUCUUCAUGUGUUUCUCCUCCACUUCCCAUUUCGCGUUCUUCAAGGUCGAUUGCUGGCAAUGAAGGAUCUAGUUCAGAAGCACUCUUCGAGAAAAGUAAGCCCAAUGUUCCUCCACCGCCCAUUUCAAGAAAUAGUAAGGAAACUUCUCCUAAGCCGGUAAUAUCCGUAAAUGAGAUCCCUAUAACCGGAGUGUCGUCGCAUAAAGUUGAAGGUACUCUUACUGCCUUAGAGRGACAUGCUAUGCCCAAACCUCUACCCCCUCCACCUGUUUCAUCAAGGUCUGCCACUUCCUCAAAAAGUACAGCAUUAGUAGUCGAUCAUACAGAGACACCAGAGAGUAAGGAACCAAUUCCCCCUCCUUAUACACCAAGGAGAAGGAAGAGCAGCAUUUACUUGAAUGAAAGUGCCAUUUCCACCGAUAGCUCACGCCUAUCUUCAAGGUCAAAUACUCCGAAAAACGCAGAUGUUUCUCCAAAGGCCCCUACACAAUCUGAGAAACCACCAAUUGUCAAGAAGCCUGCUUAUCUAAGCGCUGCUGCUACUAAGGUUAACAAUAGCGAGGGAUGCUUAUCAAAAGUAACCUCAUCGGAUACAACAUCUGACGAGGAGGUCUCGUCGAAAAAGAAGUCUACACCUAAAGUACCUGCAAAAAACCCAGAAUUAGAGAAACUAAGCGUAGAUUCGUGGAAACCCCUUAAGCCUAGUUAG